AAGAAAAUGAAUUAGAGAGAAAAUGUCAACCAAGAAACUCUCGAUAGUAGUUAACGUUGUCAUAAUCGUACUCCUCGUCGAUUGACGUGAGUUGUGAGUUGAUUGAGUCUUCUCGUCCUUAAUUGGCAUAAGUAAUCGGCCAUCGUUCUUCACCCGAUCACUGUGUGCUUGAGACAAGGAUGGCCGCUGCCUCUCAAGGCGGGCCAACGUCCUUGGACGGCGAUCUCAGCUUGGAUUCGGGCGUGUCUACGACUCAUCUGGCCACGGAUGCGUCUUCCUUAGUCGAUUUGAAGGCCGAGGUGUUUCGCAAAAAGCAGGAGGCCCAAUUCAAUCGGCUCCAUGGCCAAUCCAAUACCGCGUCGUCUCACUUCUUAUCAGCCUUCCACGGCACUGCCCAGGCCACAGGUUCCACCACCAAACGCAAGAAAACGCCCACCGUCGCAGGUAACCCAGGGGUAGCCGAACGAGCCCAACGCGACCGCGAUCAUCCCGAUGCCAACUUGACCUCGUCUAGUCAAGCUGAGGCUCACCGAGAACGCGUUUUAGCGGCCAAGGCCGAGCUGUAUGAUCAAUUGCAAUCCGGGGAAACUAACCCCAAGGACGACCGAUUCCUAGUGAAUUUCACCCGAACGCCUGUCCACCCUCAAGAAGAUUCCGAUGAGGAACUGGAUUCUCGGUGCUCUUCCGAAAAAUGGGUGGAGUACACCGAUACUUUGGGUCGUACUCGUAGUUGCCUCAAAAGCCAACUCGCAGAGCUCCAAGCGCAAGAUCGAGAAUGGGGUAGUGCCCAGCAGUCGGGGAGUGCGACACCCACUGUGAUCAGCACAUCCCAAUCUAAAGCGUCGCUGGCUUUUUUAGGAGCUAAAGCCCCGGAUCUACUUUCGGAAGACAUGCGGCGCGAGUUGUUGCGUCAAAAGUGGGAAAAAGAAGAAGAGGAGAACCUGCAAAAGCGAAAUGUGCAUUAUCAAGAUGUACUAUUUGACGAGGCUCGAACCCACGGAGCUGCCUUUUAUCAGUUCUCACGGGAUGAACCCGAGCGAGCUCGAGAGAAAGAAGAGUUAGAAACCCGUCAUCAAGAGACUCUGGUGGCCCAAGAACGAAAACAACAAGUCAAACGCCAACGUGAUGCCCUUAUGAAAGAUAGGUUGAAAAAGGUUCGCGAGCGAAAACGCUUGAAAAUGGGACUGCCAUUGGAAAAUGGAGCAGACAAAGACCAAGACGAAAAGGAUCGCCCAAUGGAGUUGUCCGAAUCUUAUGGAACCAAGGAAGAACGUCCUGAGGAUGUUGAACAAUCUAUAGUGCAAGGCCUGAUAGCGCUUAGAGAAAAAGCCGAGGCCGAUCGAGAUGCCAAAAGAAAGUCAAUCGUUCGUGAGUGGGAUGUUGGCAAAGAGGGCGUACCAUCCCUACCCGAUUAUAACAAAAUGAAGGGAGAAAAGAAGAUUUUAGAUCAAAAAGAGUGGAUCCAGGAGCGCCGUUCAGAUAGGAGUUCCGAAUUUGCACCGCCAAGUCUCUACUCGAAUGAAAGCACAAAAACAUCUCGUAAGCAGCACUCUUUGAAACCAGUCACUCCCAAACCUCAAAACGUGUUUGACCAACUUGAUACUACGGCUCCGGGAAUCUCAGAUUUAACUCCAGAUGAAUGGCUCAAUAUUCCACUCCCUGGCUUCCAAAAUGUGCAAUCGUCGAAAAGAGCUGUUCCAGAAAGCCAGUCUUCGUUUUCAUCAGAGCGCUCUAAAUCUUCUCGUAGCGGAAUCGAGAUCGAGCCCCCAAGUUCAAUGGAAUAUUUUAAUCAUGUUAAAAGUGGGAAAUCAAGAUCACGCUAUCCGCCUAAAUUAGACAUUAACAAAGCUUUUACUUUAGGGCUUUCUAAUCGUGUGCGAAAAGGCCCUUUGAAUGAAAAUGAGAGCUCAGAGUCGGAUUGAAUCCCAAUUAAAAUGACUCAUGUCUUGGAUAUCUCACUCUAG
Molecule: messenger RNA, 1964 nt
Organism: Tigriopus californicus
Lineage: Eukaryota; Metazoa; Arthropoda; Copepoda; Harpacticoida; Harpacticidae
Product: coiled-coil domain-containing protein 174-like
Exons: 1
Coding region: 180-1922 (580 amino acids)
Cellular component (GO): nucleus
Source: RefSeq, a predicted model, not a curated record